AUGUCAACAAUUGGAAACAAACCAAAGGGAAUUCUCAAGCAACCAUCGGUGAACUUUCAGCAGAGAAACAAGUUAAAAUGGGAUGAAGAUAAUAUUCAGCUAACGGAAGUCCAGAAAAGUUCGACAAUGAAAAUUACUGAACCAAAAACCCCAUAUAUACAUUAUAAUCAAGAAACCGACGAAAUUAUGACAGACCUUCAAACCAUCCCGGGACUGGCACUAGGAUCCAGCAACACGACGUCUAAUAGUCAAGGAUCUAGUGGCGUUUCUCCUGUGGGUUCAUUUUCAUCGGUAUCCCCUUCAUCAGCUCAUUUCCCUGAUUCUAUAAAGGACGAUUGGGAGUCCGAAAAUUCAGAAGAGGACGAAGAAGUCAAAGAAAAACGUCGCCGUUUUGCUGAACUUAGAGCCAAACAUUACAACAUGAAAGAAGCUCUUAGCUUAGGUCACAAACUGGUAGAAAACAACGUGGAUGAUGAUGAAAACAGUAAUGUUAGCGCUUUGAAAGCUAAAAUUCUGGGAAAAAACCCGGAAGAUGAUGAGGAAGAGGAAGGGGAAGAAGGUGAUGAUAAUGAUUUGACGUCAAACGGUGAUGCUCCCAUGGAGACAUAG
Molecule: messenger RNA, 609 nt
Organism: Acaulospora morrowiae
Lineage: Eukaryota; Fungi; Glomeromycota; Glomeromycetes; Diversisporales; Acaulosporaceae
Source: the annotation of a GenBank genome assembly